Messenger RNA from Panonychus citri (citrus red mite), 528 nucleotides. Its product is annotated as glycerol kinase-like. Gene Ontology annotation, molecular function: phosphotransferase activity, alcohol group as acceptor; kinase activity. The coding region runs from base 85 to 513 and encodes 142 amino acids. The record is from RefSeq and is a predicted model, not a curated record. The transcript has a single exon. Gene Ontology annotation, biological process: carbohydrate metabolic process. NCBI's taxonomy places the organism in Eukaryota, Metazoa, Arthropoda, Arachnida, Trombidiformes, Tetranychidae. Gene Ontology annotation, cellular component: cytosol.
GAACUGGAUGUUUCAUUUUACAAAAUUGAUAGAAAACCCGCUGUUUAAGCAUUGGAAGGCAGUAUUUCUGUUGUUGGUGCCUCAAUGGUUUGUCUUCGGGACAAUAUUGGUUUAAUUAAUGAUUUCAAUGAAAUCGAAAGUUUGGCAAAUCAAGUUGAAGAUUCUGGUGGCGUUUAUUUUGUACCCGCAUUUCAAGGUCUAUUUGCACCUUACUGGGAUCUUAAUGCAAGCGGUUUGUUCAUUGGUCUCUCUCAAUUUACUCAAAAAUCUCACUUGGUCCGAGCGAUGUUGGAAAGUGUCGCUUUCCAAACGACUGAUAUUUUAGCUCUAAUGAAACCUUCGCGUUCAGGAUUAAAGGUCGACGGAGGAAUGGCCGCAAAUGAUACUUUGUGCCAAAUAAUUUCUGAUCUCAAUAAUGUUAAAGUUGUGAGACCUGCGAAAAUUGAAGCGACCGCAUUAGGAUGCGCCAUGAUUUCAGGCCAAACUCUCUCUCUCUUUCAUGUUUUUGAUUGAUUAUUUGCAUUUUAC